CAUUUGAAUUGUGAGAGUGAGGAUCAGAGCAGCGACCAUGGAGGGAAGCGAGAGCGAGGCCGUCUUCGAUGCUUGCGAUCUCAACCCCCAGCGCUUCAUCAACGAGGUCCUCAACACCUCCGACGAUCUCCUCGAUGGUGCCUUCCAGUUCUGCCUCCAGCAGGCUUCAAUCAUCACGGGAUAUGGGGAGAAGCAAUCUGAUGAGCUUGCCAAGGGUGUUUCAUACCUUCGUAACAUGACCCAAGGAAUUCUGGACAAGAGAAUGAACAUCUGGGAAAAGUAUUGUCUUCGACAUUGUUUUUCUGUACCUGAGGGCUUUUUGCUGCAAAAAACUCAAGAUUUGUCUGUUGAGAAUUUAUCACUUCAAGAAGGAGGUUCUGAAGCAGAACUUGAUUCUCAGCUGAGCUCAUUAAGAGAGAAGCUUGCUGCAGUUAGGAAGGAAUCUUCAGAGCUUCAUAGAGAGAUCCAAGCUCUGGAAAAGCAGGCGUCUCUUAACAAUAGUUAUGACGCAUCCAUUGCUGAGGCACUGCAGCUGUAUGAGCCGAACUCAACGCAUGAGAUGUUUCAAGAGGUAAGGAAAGUGGCAUCAGUACUGCAAGCAAAAGCUGAGACUAUGCAGAUCAAAAGAACAAAAGAUAUGGAACCUCUGAUUGCUGGGAAAAUAAACUCACCGAGUAAAAGGCAGCAUGUGUUUGAUAACCAUGAUCUUACUGCAAGCCUUGAUGAUAUUCUUGGAGUAAUAACUGUCUUGAAGAAUAUGUAACAGCAAUAUGCAAUGACAUUAUCAUGGAAGCAUGUUACUUGAAAGCAAGUAUUGACUAAUCAAGAUGAUCAAGUGGUGUGUAUCAGAGUUCAUAUUUCUUGACUUGUGACUGUCUUAUCUUUAUGUAGCUACAAGUUUAAGCAGUUCAUUGAUGUAUUUAUUAGUGACUACUUAUAACCAUUUGGAGGUCACCAAACUACCAACUAAGCUGAACUGCAUUGGUUACAAUUGUAUCCAACCAACUUUGCAUACCCAAAUCCAUCAUCCUUUAUCACCAUGUUGUAACAGGUAGAGACUGUUGGUAAGCUUAUGGUGUACUAUCAGUUCUUUUACUCAAGGAAGUUUGAUCAUACAACUGAUUAGUUCAUGGACUUCAAUCAAAGAAUUGUUUUAAUAUGUAUAAUAUUAUUCAUAUAAUUUUUUUUAUUAGUAAAAUUUACUAUUCAGAUAGCUCAUGAUCAAGACUAAUCAUCCUUCAUAAGAUUGGGUUUGGA
Dioscorea cayenensis subsp. rotundata (Guinea yam) is the source of this 1257-nucleotide messenger RNA. Its product is annotated as protein MIS12 homolog. Gene Ontology annotation, biological process: kinetochore assembly; mitotic cell cycle; mitotic sister chromatid segregation. Gene Ontology annotation, cellular component: nucleus; chromosome, centromeric region. The transcript has 8 exons. NCBI's taxonomy places the organism in Eukaryota, Viridiplantae, Streptophyta, Magnoliopsida, Dioscoreales, Dioscoreaceae. The record is from RefSeq and is a predicted model, not a curated record. Bases 38 to 763 code for a protein of 241 amino acids.